AUGCCGGAGCCAAGAUUAAACCAGAGGUUCGCUAUCGUUGGAACUUUCGUGCAUUCGUCUAAUGAACAGUCACUACUUACGUUACAGGAUCAUUGCCUUGGAGUGGCGAAUGGAAAGAUAAUAUUUCUCCAAAAGUGGGACGAAGAUCUACUGACGUUGUUACAAGAACACAACAUAUUACCUGAAAGUGUUAUUUACUUGAAAGAAAGGCAAUUUCUGAUUCCUGGCUUUGUGGAUACUCACAUCCAUGCAUCACAGUAUCCCAACUGUGGCAAGGGACUAGACGAAGGGUUGUUGUCAUGGCUUCAUAAAUACACGUUUCCAGUCGAGGCUAAAUUCGCAGAUCUGGAGUUUGCCACUGAAACCUAUUCUAAAGUUAUUUCUCGAGUUAUAAAAAAUGGCACAACUACAGCAUGUUAUUAUGCAACCAUCGAUACAGAUGCCACACUGCGACUUUGUGACAUAGUAGACAAGGCCGGCCAGCGUGCAGUGGUGGGAAAAGUUAACAUGGAUCAGAACUCGCCAGACUUUUACAAAGAGGAGACAACCCAGUCUUUUCAGAAUACAAUCAGAUAUGUUAAUGAAGUUAUCAACCGAGAGUACCAACUGGUGAAGCCAUGUAUCACCCCGAGGUUUGCUAUAAGUUGCUGCAUGGAUUUAAUGAAACAGCUUGGACAGUUGGCGAGGUCUCAUCACCUUCAUGUACAGACCCAUAUAUGUGAGACAAGGGACGAAUGUACUAUGGUUCAGAAGCUCUACCCGGAGAGUAAAUCUUACACGGACGUGUACGAACAGGCUGGUCUGCUUACAAAGAAGACUGUGCUUGCUCAUGGCAUAUAUUUAUCAAAGGAAGAAAGGGAGACGAUCAAGAAACGUCGAUCAGGAAUAUCUCACUGUCCGAACUCCAAUUUGUCAAUCCGAAGCGGUCUUCUUGAUGUCAAGGGCUGCUUUGAAGAUGAUAUCGCUGUAGGUUUGGGUACAGAUAUCUCCGGGGGCUACAGUCCAUCUAUCAUGGAUGCUAUGAGAACCGCCAUCAGUACCUCAAACACUAUUGCUAUGCAGCGUGGUCCAAGCUACACACCAUUGGAUUAUAAAGAUGUGUUCCGAAUGGCCACACUGGGUGGCGCCAGAGUGUUGGACAUGGAUGACAUUAUCGGUAACUUUGAGGUUGGGAAAGAAUUCGAUGCCCUUGUUAUAGACCCAAAGGCAGCAGGCAGUGUCAUUGAUGUGUUCGAGAAUGACUCUAUUGAAGAUGUCAUACAGAAAUUCGUCUUCCUCGGUGAUGACAGGAACAUCUUAAAGGUAUUUGUUGCGGGACGUGACCUGUCAGAGAAAUCCUGUGUCGAGCCGUUGAAUAUUUCAUAA
This is a messenger RNA of Ylistrum balloti, 1365 nucleotides long. RefSeq names its product guanine deaminase-like. Gene Ontology annotation, cellular component: cytosol. Gene Ontology annotation, molecular function: guanine deaminase activity; zinc ion binding. The record is from RefSeq and is a predicted model, not a curated record. NCBI's taxonomy places the organism in Eukaryota, Metazoa, Mollusca, Bivalvia, Pectinida, Pectinidae. Gene Ontology annotation, biological process: guanine catabolic process. The transcript is spliced from 13 exons. The coding region runs from base 1 to 1365 and encodes 454 amino acids.